Gasterosteus aculeatus aculeatus (three-spined stickleback) is the source of this 5141-nucleotide messenger RNA. RefSeq names its product HNF1 homeobox a (gene hnf1a). Gene Ontology annotation, molecular function: RNA polymerase II cis-regulatory region sequence-specific DNA binding; DNA-binding transcription factor activity, RNA polymerase II-specific. Gene Ontology annotation, biological process: liver development; regulation of transcription by RNA polymerase II; insulin secretion. Gene Ontology annotation, cellular component: nucleus. NCBI's taxonomy places the organism in Eukaryota, Metazoa, Chordata, Actinopteri, Perciformes, Gasterosteidae. The record is from RefSeq and is a predicted model, not a curated record.
GUUUCAUCAUCACUACCAACACUGUGUCUGUUUGUCUUAAUACACCUUCCAUAUAGCAAACAGGCUUAUGCUAUGUGGUGUACAACAGGAGGUUUGUGUGCUCAUUCAUAUCCGGGGUUUAAGUAUCUAAUUAGUAUCAAAGCCAGCACCAGCUAAUCUUCUCAACACUGACUCAACAUGUGACCUGCUAACCAACGUUAAGGCCAAUCGGUAGCCUGAGCAACACAAAGACGACAACUGCUUUGGUUUACGGUGGCUGUAAAAUGGCUGCUCUCUUGUUGGGAUUGGUGCAAAGUUUGGAAAGUCUGCAUACUUUUCAGCAUACUGAUGAGUCCAAUACACUUGGCGCUGGUUAUGUCUCCGAAUUACACAUAUACCUGUAACAAUAACUUCUUCAGAGAGACACCACAAGUUUGGGGUGUGUAACCCAGGAUGUUUGGGCACAGAUUUAGAUUCACGAUUGUCCUUAUUAACACAGUCAAUCCACACUGUGCAGGCCAGUGUCCUGCAUGCACAUUUCUAUCCUCCACAGAUGAGAAGACAAAGUUCUGAAGGUUGGACAGGGGCUAUUUGGACAGGAAUUAAGGGGUGUGUUAAAUUUCUGCAUGCAUGAUCAAUGGGGUUGCAUGGUGGGGAUGGGGUUUGGGGUGGAAGGGAGGGCUUUAGGCUCAGGCAGAGGACGACAGAGAGCUAGUAUCGAGAAAACAGGGAGAGACAGCCAGCAAUAGCUCACUAAUGAGAGAUGGACAGUGUGGAUUGUAGCUCAUUAUCAAUCAACGUAGCUUUGAGUUCUCCGGAGAGGGAAAAUGCGAGCCUUGCUGUGUGCUGCGUGUGGUCCAUUUCGAUAAACCCAGCUUGUGUGGAGGGGCAUUAGUCACAGCCGUAUCUUAGCUGUUGGAAAUACACACACAUCGCCCUCUGUCCGUUUUGGUGAGGAGUUUUCGCUGAAUAGUACAAUGGGACUUAAUUACAGGUCAGUGGCAUGUCUCAGGGAGAUAGAGGGAGCUCUGUUACCCUUUCCAAAUACAGUAUAAUGCCAUCUUCCCAAGGGUGGGGUGGGGUAACAAGAGCUCUACACAAAAAGGUGCUGAUAGGCUGAACCUGAGAAUGGUCUAAGGUAACCAGGCAGAGAAAGUGAGCGUUUUACACUGAAAGAGAGAGAAAAGAUAAAGGACUACAUUAACUCUCAAAGGUGUGCUCCCUUUCAGUUUGCCCUCUUUCCUUUCCAGUCCACUUCCAACUUAUCAUUCCUGCCAAACAAGAAGGGGGGGGAUCAAAGACAAAGGGAUCAUCAAUUGGGAAAUCAAGAAGUGUGAUUGAUAGAAGUCUGUGUGAACAGUUACGGAGGAAUUUCUGAGUUUAGGGAGAAGUUAAAAGAAAUGGCAAUAAACAUGCUUGCAGUCUUUUAAAGGACAGUCAGGUGGUCUUUAAAAACAAUAAACAACCUAAACUGCACUUGACAUUUAGACUGGUCCUUCAAACCAGGGAAGGAAACGAAAAUAUGUCCUCAUUGAGAGCAACGGUAGAACACAAGGCAGUGAUAUAAACAUAAACAUGGUUAUAAUAUCAACAGGUGAGCAAAUGGGGCUCAAAAUAAUAACAUAGUAGUAAUAACAGUAUUUUAUUCCCCCCUUAAGCUUGUGACCCCUUAUAAUAAGCUGUUAGUUGUAUACAUUUCAAGUGUUAUACAAUUGUUGUCAGUUCCACCGAAGAGGGAUUUUAUCUGUAAACUUCUCACACUCAACUUAGAUGCUCAAAACGUUUCGGUACAGAUUUAUGUCGCAGCGCUGUUUUUUAUUCCUCCUUCCUAUCACACUAAUCAAACAACCCCCCAUUUUUGUCAAUUGGAGACGGCCUGACCAUUAGGUUGGAAACAACCGGCCUUAACUACCCGACUGCAUAUAAAGUAGUUAAUAGAGACUUCAUCCGUGGACAAGAACAACGUUCUAUUCACACUAAUUUAUACAUAGAAUAUACAAUAAAAAAUAUGAUACUAUGUCAGUCCAGGGCUAGUUUUCUGUGAAACGAGUACUUUUACUCGUUCUAUUUACUACUAAUUUAUGUUUUUACUUAAGAUUAUACACAUUUCCCUGUGAUAUUGGUUAUUUUACUGAAGCAAAGGAUCUGUGAACAUCUUCCACCACAGCAUGUAACAUUAUGCAUUGCACACACAUGCCAACCUGCACACACAAAUAAAUGAUGUGAUGCAGAUUUGAACCAGCUUGUGAAUGCUGUUCUCUUGGUGAUAGGUGAUACUGUGUGCAUAUAACAGCCUCUAGCUUUGGUAACUCUGGUGUCGUUCACGUCCUGAGACCGGCGUGGCGCGGCAGCGCUCUCUAGUGGCGCGUGUGUGGAAAGACGUGUUUCAACUCAGCAAAUGUAAUGUUGUUCUGGGACUUUAUUGUGACAUUUAUAAAUACAUGCUUCCACAUUCAAGUUUGGAACCCCGUAACUUAAAUAAAAUGGUCAGAGGAGCUUAUCUAAAUGUGUCCUAAAAGUCAGUUGGACUGUAACAUUAAAAGAAGUAGUGUAAGUUUAGUGUAUAAAUACGUUGUCUCUACUUGUCGUCUUUGUCUGUUACAACCUGUUGCAGCGCUGCAUGCAACUGUAACAUGGCCUCAUGUUAAUUUAUUGUUUAUAAAUUGCACUUUGGUCACUGUUGGGGACUGAGGGAGUGGGGACAAAGUUCACAGGAUGCAUGUAAGGAGGAGGGGGUGAAGAGGAAGGUUAAAAAAAAAAGAAAAUUAACCUCUGAUAGCAAAACAGCAGGUGGAGAGCUGAAACCAGGCAGCUCAGGACGCAUUCGGAGGAAAUUCAACCCAGGAAAAAUGAAAUUAUCUGUUCUUUUAAGCUAAAGAGAGACUGCAAAUACAAUGAGGCCCAACGCUGCCUGUCUGGCUUGAAUGAGCCGGUGCACAUGAGAGCCGUGUUUGUUUGCAAAGCGGAGGCGAGGUAAGGCAUCAGAGCAAUGGAAGAGAGGUUAGAGGAAAGGGCCGCAGCGGCCACGGCGAAUCCCGGCCGCUUGACCGCACUUCAGGAGCAGCUGAUCUGGGCCCUGCUGGGAUCUGGACUGUCCCGGGACAUCCUGGUUCAAGCCAUAGGAGAGCUGGAGCGAGACAGGGCGAGUGCUGGCGCCGAGAGAGGAGAGAGGGGGGAUGGAGAGAGCUCCGAGGAAGGAGAAAUGGAUUUCCCGCCGCCAAUAUUCCGAGAGUUGGAAAAGCUUCUCCCAGAGGAGGCGGCCAAACUGAGGGCUGAAGUGGACCGGCUAUUGCAGGAGGACCCGUGGCACGUUGCUAAAAUUGUGAAAAGCUACAUGCAGCAGCACAACCUCCCUCAGAGAGAGGUGGUGGAGUCCACAGGACUCAACCAGUCCCAUCUCUCCCAGCACCUCAACAAAGGCACGCCCAUGAAGAACCAGAAGAGAGCCUCUCUGUACACCUGGUACGUCAAGAAGCAAUGCGAGAUCAGCCAGCGUGAGUACACAAGCAGCGGUGGAGCUGCUUUCAAACAUACAUCAAAUAUCAAAUCUCUAAAUCGCUGUGAAAAAUGUUGUAAAAAAGCUAUAAAUAAAAGAAGCUUUUCCUUUUCAGAAUUUACCAACGCAAAACAUGGCCUUGGAUCUGCAGAGGAGCAAGGAGAAGACACCAGGAAGGGACGGAGGAACCGCUUCAAAUGGGGUCCGGCAUCCCUGCAGAUCCUCUUCCACGCCUACGAUCGGCAGAAGAACCCCAGCAAAGAGGAGAGAGAAGGUUUAGUUGAGGAUUGUAACAGGGCGGAGUGUCAUCAGAGGGGGGUGUCUCCGUCUCAGCUUGCCGGCCUCGGCUCCAACCUGGUUACCGAGGUCCGGGUGUACAACUGGUUCGCCAACCGCCGGAAAGAGGAGGCGUUCCGUCACAAACUGGCUCUCGACACGCCUUUUACCAGCCAGUCCACCUCCUCUUCUCACCACAACCUCCCCCCGAGUCCGGAGCAAGGUGUCAAAUACAGCCAGCAGAUCCUGUGUGACACCUUGAGCUCAGCGAGAGGAAGCUUGGGGGACAGAGUCGGUCAUCUGAUGGUCAGCCCGAUCCAGCUGGAGCCCAGCCACACACUCCUCGAGACGCACAACCCCAAGCUGGUGUCCAGCGGUGGCCCACUGCCCCCGGUAAGCACUCUGACCUCGCUGCACAGCCUGUCGGCCUCCCCUGCCUCCUCGCAGGGCCUCAUCAUGGCCUCGCUGCCCAGCGUCAUGAGCAUCGGGGAGUCGUCACUUCUCAUUGGUAACAUCGCCCUCGCUAGUUCACCCUCUCAUCUCUGUCAAGAAAUAAACCUGAAAAGAACAAAUGUGGCCUUUGACAGGUUUAGCCUCCACGCAGCCUCAGGCCGUGCCUGUUAUCAACAACGUCGGGGGAAGUUUCACCACUCUCCAGCCAAUCUCUUUCCAGCAGCAGCUUCACGGCUCUCCCCAGCAGCCGCUGUCACACCACCUGCAGAGCCACAUGGGGGCCAGUCCCUUUAUGGCGACCAUGGCGCAGCUGCCGUGUCACAUGUACAACAAGUCGGAUUCGCCUCAGUACCACACGUCCAGUCUGCUGUCUCAGGCCAUGGUCAUCACGGACAGCAGCAGCCUGGGGACGCUGACCAGCCUCACUGCCGUAAGACAGAUUCUCACAGCAGAUCCCGAGGAACAGAGGGGAUCACCUUUAGAAGAAGACUCCCUCCACCUGCAGCCGCACACACCUGUGCCAGCUUCCUCCGACAGGCUGGAGCUGUAUCCUGCCUCUCAGUCGACGGAGAGUCAUCAGUCUCACCUGCUGUCACCUUCACCAGCAGACAUCAGCGCCUACAUCCCCACACAAAUGGUCUCUACUGCUCAGUAGAAGUGCUCUGGCAACUGAGCGUCUCCUCCCGGUCAGUCGGGUGGACAUUGUGUUUUGGAUGCACAGCUACCUGUGGUGUAAAUGACCAGAAGAGCCUGGACUCAGGGCCCCGGGGUCGUGUUUCAAAGGCUCUCUGAAACUCCAAUGUAAUACGAACAAGAAAUGGCAUUAGAGAAGAUUCACUUUUGAUACAACAAUAAACUGAAAAAUCAACACUAAAAUGUAUUUUUAUUAAAAUGUUUGGUAACAUUAAGAAACUGUGCAUUAAAUUGAAACUUUAAA